AUGAACGGCUCGGGCGGCCCUGAGGCCGAGGACGUGAGCGAGAUGGGUGGCGGGGGCAGCUGGCAGCCCGAGGCGGUCAUUGUGCCCAUGCUGUUCGCGCUCAUCUUUCUCGUGGGCACCGCGGGCAACACACUGGUGCUGGCCGUGCUGCUGCGCGGCGGCCCGGCUGCCAGCACCACCAACCUGUUCAUCCUCAACCUGGGCGUGGCCGACCUGUGUUUCAUCUUGUGCUGUGUGCCCUUCCAAGCCACCAUCUACACCCUGGACGGCUGGGUGUUCGGCUGGCUGCUCUGCAAGGCCGUGCACUUCCUCAUCUUCCUCACCAUGCAUGCCAGCAGCUUCACGCUGGCUGCCGUCUCCCUGGACAGGUACCUGGCUAUCCGCUACCCGCUACACUCCCGAGAGCUGCGUACGCCUCGAAACGCGCUGGCGGCCAUCGGGCUUAUCUGGGGUCUGUCGCUGCUGUUCUCUGGGCCCUACCUAAGUUACUAUCGCCAGUCGAGGUUGGCCAACUUGACCGUGUGUCACCCGGCGUGGAGCGCGCCCCGUCGCCGCGCCAUGGACAUCUGUACCUUUGUCUUCAGCUAUCUGCUGCCUGUGCUGGUGCUCUGCCUGACCUACGCGCGCACUCUGCGCUACCUUUGGUGCGCGGUCGACCCGGUGGCCGCUGGCUCAGGCGCCCGGAGCUCGAAGCGCAAGGUGACGCGCAUGAUCAUCAUCGUGGCAACACUCUUCUGCCUCUGUUGGAUGCCUCACCAUGUGCUUAUCCUCUGCGUCUGGUUUGGCCACUUUCCACUUACGCGCGCCACCUACGCGCUGCGCAUCCUCUCCCACCUGGUCUCUUACGCUAACUCGUGCGUCAACCCCAUCGUUUACGCGCUGGUCUCCAAACACUUCCGAAAGGGCUUCUGCAAGAUUUGCGCGGGCCUGCUGCCCCGCGCCCCACGCAGAACCUCAGGCCGCGUGUGCAUCGCUGCGCAGGGCACCCGUAGCCGCAGCGCGCUGGAGCGUGAGUCCACUGACUUGACGCACGUGAGCGAGGCUGCGGGGCUCUCCCGCCCUGCGCCUCCCAGCGGCCCCGCUUCGCGGAGGCCGGGGCCCCUCCUGGAGUGA
Messenger RNA from Artibeus jamaicensis (Jamaican fruit-eating bat), 1113 nucleotides. RefSeq names its product galanin receptor 2 (gene GALR2). Bases 1 to 1113 code for a protein of 370 amino acids. The transcript has 2 exons. NCBI's taxonomy places the organism in Eukaryota, Metazoa, Chordata, Mammalia, Chiroptera, Phyllostomidae. Gene Ontology annotation, biological process: negative regulation of adenylate cyclase activity; neuropeptide signaling pathway; adenylate cyclase-modulating G protein-coupled receptor signaling pathway. Gene Ontology annotation, cellular component: membrane. The record is from RefSeq and is a predicted model, not a curated record. Gene Ontology annotation, molecular function: galanin receptor activity.